GCCCUGCCUCAUCCCCGCAGCGGGGCGGGCACGGUCCGGCAGCCAAAUCCCGGUCAGCUGAGAAGUUCAGGCGGGCUCGAGGAGGUGGCGAGCGGAGCUGAGCUCCGGGAGGCAGGAGGGAGGGAUGGCGCCCAGGCACACGGAAAUCUAAUUCAGCCCAUGCUCAGAAUGGAGCACCAGCCCCUGCUCAGAGGGUCUAGCUCGCCCUGCAAGCUCCCCAGCUGGACGUUGUUCCUGGCUGUUUGUGCUGUUGGAAUUGGAGGGACCUUUCAGUACGGGUAUAAUGUCUCUAUUAUCAAUGCACCCACACAGCAUAUACACAAGUUCUUAAACGAAACCUGGAGUAGUCGUUAUCACAAGGAACUAAAUCCAGAUUUGCUGACUUUUCUUUGGUCUGUCAUUGCUUCUAUCUUUUCCCUUGGAGGCCUGUGUGGAGCCCUGAUUGGAGGCAGCAUGGCGAUACGGCUGGGCAGGAAAGGAGCUCUUUUGAUGAAUAAUGUUAUAGCAAUUCUAGCCUCCAUUUUAAUGGGGAUCAGUUUCCCUACAGGAUUGUUUGAGUUACUGAUUGCUGGAAGGUUUUUGAUUGGCAUAAAUUCAGGUAUUGGGCUCUGUGUGCAGCCUCUUUAUAUUGGGGAGUUUGCCCCAAAACACUUAAGAGGUGGCUUGGCCAUGGGGACUUCCAUCUUUCUGACUGGGGGAAUUCUGACAGGUCAAAUAAUUGGUUUGAGAGAAUUAUUAGGUGGAGAAAAGCAUUGGCCUCUGUUGCUAUCCAGCAGCUGUAUUCCAGCAUUAGCCCAACUUUUAUUCCUUCCAUGGUUUCCUGAAAGUCCCAGAUAUCUUCUUAUUGACAGAGGUGAUGAGCUGAGCUGUGCCAAAGCUUUGAAACGAUUUCAUGGCUCCUCAGAGUAUCGAAGGGAGAUGGAAGACAUCCAGCGGGAAUGUUUUGCCUUAGAUGGGGAGAAACCCAAGAAGCCCUGGCAAUUAUUCACUGACCGUGGUGUGAGGUGGCAGCUCAUCACUGUCAUUGUGAUGACAAUGGGCCAACAGCUCAGUGGCAUUAAUGCUAUUUAUUUCUACGCAACUUACGUUUUUGAACAAGCUGGGAUCUUGGCAGAAAAAAUCCCGUAUGUGACACUGGGCACUGGAGUUUGUGAAUGUGUCACAGCGCUCUCCUGUGGUUUGCUGAUAGACUAUGUGGGAAGAAGAUACCUUAUCAUUGGGGGUUAUCUCCUCAUGACGCUCUGGUGCACUGUUCUGACCUUCUCUCUGACUUAUCAGGAGCUGUACUCCUGGGUGCCUUACAUGAGCAUGACAUGUGUAUUUGCCUUCAUCUUGAGCUUUGGGCUGGGCCCAGGUGGCAUAACAAACACCCUGACAGCUGAGUUAUUUGUACAGUCCUCACGUCCUGCUGCCUACAUGAUUGCAGGGACUGUGAGUUGGAUUAGUUUCUUCACAGUUGGGAUGCUCUUUCCCUUCAUAGUGAAUGGACUGAAGCAGUAUUGUUUUGUGGUGUUCUUACUGGAGUGCUUCUUUGUUGCUGCUUUCAUCUUUCUCAUAAUUCCUGAGACAAAAAACAAAUCUUUUCUGGAGAUCAAAAAGGAAUUUCACAAACUCAAUUAUGGAAGAAAUGCCAGGAAAAAGGAAACGGAGCUUUAUGAAAGAAGACAACUUCGAGAUGAAUUUUUAAAGAUUUCUGCAUAAUUUCACAAAUGCAACAGAACUUCAGUGAGAAUAAUGAACAUAGUCGUCUAAAUUAGGAGUGUAAUACAUGAUCAAGUGGCUUAUUAAAUCUUCCUGUGUAUUUAGAGGAAGUGUAACUAAAGGCAAGUUAGUAUUGCUGAAGUACUAUUAACAAUAUACUGUGUUAUCCACAGAGAACUUGAUGUUUAGCUGUAACCUGGUGCUGUACAGAUGCAUAAAUGCCAGGGAGGAUGUUCAGUGAGCCUUUCUGGCAGAUUUCUGCAGAUAAUUCAGACUCCAAAGCCCUGUCUUCAGUUUGGAUCAUUUGGUGCAUCCAAAUGCUUUGCUGAGUGUAACAUUCAGAGUUCUUGUUAAAACCUACAUGAGAACUGAGAACUGAUAUUUGAAAUAUCCCAGUUUAUGCAGGAAGCGGGGUAUUUAGUUUCUGUUUUUCCAAUUAUGUAACCUGGAAAGCCUUAAAGACAUUCCUCAUCCAGUCCUAUUACUGUACUGUACAAUGCAAAUAC
Molecule: messenger RNA, 2207 nt
Organism: Pseudopodoces humilis (Tibetan ground-tit)
Lineage: Eukaryota; Metazoa; Chordata; Aves; Passeriformes; Paridae
Product: solute carrier family 2, facilitated glucose transporter member 11-like
Biological process (GO): dehydroascorbic acid transport
Cellular component (GO): plasma membrane
Molecular function (GO): D-glucose transmembrane transporter activity
Source: RefSeq, a predicted model, not a curated record